UAGGUGUGCAGAAUCGGUGCGAAGGCAUCACAAGGUGCUUGUGGUGACUGUGACGUUAUAGGUUUAGCGGUGACCAAGGUUGUCAAACGUUCAAUCUUGUUUAAUUUGCUAAGGGACGAAUAUUUCAUUUGGAUUACAUUUAUCACCAUUUAGGAACUGUCCCAUCCCACUGGCUUAAACUUCGAGAGACACAGGCCAGCAUGAUGGAGCAGGACAGACCGCAGGAGAGGAGCUCAGAUCAGGUAGAGGAGAUGACAGAGGGGACCUUCCUCAAAGAUCUCUACCUCUUUAUGAAACAGAGAGACAUUCCCAUAGAGAGAAUACCUCAUCUAGGCUUCAAACAGAUUGAUUUGUUCCUGAUGUACAAGACAGUUAAAGAAAUGGGAGGCUAUCAACAGGUUACUGCGCAGCAGUUGUGGAAGAAGGUUUACAACAUUCUUGGCGGAAAUCCGCGCAGCACCAGUGCAGCCACCUGCACUCGCAGGCACUAUGAAAAACUUCUCCUUACUUAUGAGUGUCACCAAAAUGGAUAUGGGGACGAUAUUGUCUUCAGGACCCCUCGAAUGCAAAAACGCUUUCACUCCAACAGUUACAAUGAUUUUGAGCACGAAUACCCCAGGAGUGGGAAACUGGUGGAUUUGUGUCACAUCCCAGCAUUCCAGACUUCUCCAAACAUGUUUACGGACCAUCAAAGACAGAUUUUUACCAUGCCAUUAAACGUUACUCCAUACUUCACACACGGCAGUACAUCUCUACCCAAUUACAUCCCGCUUCGUAAGUCCACACUGCCCCACCAGGGCCUCAACCCACAAGAUCUUCCCAGAACACCUGCCCCGUAUUUGGCUGCACCCACUGAACAGAUUCAGAGCUCUAAAGAACCACUAGACAGGCUUCGUUCUCUGGCCAAAGAGUACAAGUCAUCAGCAGGUUGGGAGGAGCCUCUUAACCUCAGCCAGAAAGAAAACCGGCUUGAGACCUUGAGCGACAUUCCAUCAUCUUUUGGUCCACCUUCUUCUAAAAAGCCCAAGUUCCUCAAUGAAGCCUCACCUCUUUACCCCCCAAGGGGUUUAACCACUGAAGAAGGGGCAGAAGAAGUUAAAACAGUGGAAGGAACUUCUACGAGAGAAGGUCCAGGGACUGUCCAAGCAGCACCAAGCCCGGUGUUGGCUGAUGUCAUUGAUCUUACUUACACUUCAAGUUCCAAUCCAGUCCCACGUAGGGCAAGUCCUCCUUCGGUUCAUCUCUUCAACCGUAGACUGAACCUCCCGGAAGCAUUCACUAUGAAACAACGAGAGCAAGACCUACAUGCAGACUGGCUAAAGCAAGAGCCUUCUAGUACAUCCACACCCAACUUAGGGCUCUUAAACCAAAGUAAUCCCCAUGGACACCCAUCCCUAGAUCCAAAUGGGAAUAUGGAGAUUCAGAUCCCUCUAAAGUAUUUACAGGAAUUGAUUAGGAGAGGACUUAUCUCCAGUCCAGCACUGACUGGACAUUGGUCAGUAUCUCAAGACUCAACCAAAGCUGAAGCCCCACCUGAGCCCAAGUUUCAUGUGAGAACAUGUUCAGAAACCUCUGAAAGUUCUACUAAGGGUGAGGGAAUGGCCAAUUGGAACCUGAAGAGCCCAGUGAGAAACCUUUUUGAUGCAAGCCAGCAAGAUGGAGGUUUGAAGAAAUACCGAUCAUUUAGAAGCAAUGGUCUCACAGAAGAAUCAAAGGCACAGAGCAUGACCAAUUCUUUUCAAAUAAACGGCACGGUUAAGCGCCCCUUUGACAGAGAUAUGACCCCAAAUCCCACUCACCUUAAACAGGUACAAUUUCCCAUGACAAGGAAACAAGUAUGCUUGAGCCUCAAAUCUCCCACCUACAGUGAAGAUAUUCCGCACUCUUUGACCAUGAAAUCUGGAAUAAAGUCAGAGAAAGUGAUGGCAACAUCUUCCAAUGCGGCAAAGCAAAUGUCUUCCUCCCCACCUUUGCUACAGGUGACAUCCGACCACCUUAAGUUACUUCUGGCAAGCCGUCCCUAUAGACUGGAAAAAGGGCAGACAUUUUGAUAUUCAGUACAUUUGUACAUUAUGAGACUGUUCUACCCCCUACUCAAUGUCUUAAUCUUGCCAAAUACACCUCUUUUGGUUACAUCACGAAUUCGUGAAAAGAUCAGAAGAGUAAGAAGAGCAAUGCUGAGGCUAGACAUUUUUGAAAAGUAAGCUUUUAAAGCCAACCUGGUCUAAUAGAAUCACGUUACUGUACUUACAUUUUUGCAAAAUGAUUUUUACAUGGCUUGUUGUAGGCCUACGUAUAACAGCAGUUUCUUGGUGAAAAGAACACUAGAGGUGCUGCAACAACAAUGACUUAUGUUCCCUUUCACACAAAUCACACAAAGACAGAUUAUCAUUUCAUAAACUCUCACUUUUCGGUAUGUUCCUCACACAAUGCUAUCUUAUGACACCUAAAAACGUUUACUAUAGUGCAUGACUUGUAAGGCGAUGCAUUUUAACAAUUGCAUUACAAUUGCAAUAAGCUUCUUUGAGCGGGAUCAAAUUGCACGGUAUCUCAACUGAAGGAGCAUUGCACUUGCGAUGCAAAGGACCGGAAUAUGAAGAGCACGCAAGUCUACACAUGAACCAAAAAUGUCAUAGAACCACUGAUGUUGCUGCUUCAGCAAUUGCGCUUUUCAUCUAACAUUUGCUUUAUAUGACUCUAUUAGGUAGCUUUAGGAUUAAGGUUUAAGGUAGGGCGGUAAGAUUUGUUAACUCGCUUUUAGCACCACACAGUAGAUAUUUCAUCUUGGAGCUGCCGCGAUAUGGGUAUGGGACCAUUUAAUAUAAUUUUGCAAAAACGGCACCACAGUCAUGUAAUUUUCACUAGACCAGGCUGAUUAAAGCACUGUCCACUCUCACUCAAGUCACAGAAUUAGAUGUGACAGACUAUUUUUCAUUGAUUUGUAUAAUAUUAUAUAUAUACUGUAGGCCUGAAAAUACUUUUUUUCAUCUUUCAUUCUCUCUUUCUGUUUCUUUUUAAAAUUGAAGUACCAACAGUGCUUUAGGUGAUUUUAUAUGUUGUUCAGUGAAUAUUUACAUUAAUAAAUGUCAAACCUUGAUAAUGUUUUAAGCAGUGGUGAACAUCUACCUCUGUGUUCUGAGGGGCCUCUUGUCCCUUCACAGCUGAGGGCCCAAUAGCUCUUUCCACAUUUGUGUGUUAUUUCCUAUUGUUACAGCUGUUGAUGACUUUUUGUUUUUAUGCUUUUUGCAACUAUGUUGGAAAUGUUUAAAUUCGCAAUUGUGAAUUCUUUAGCAAGACAGCCGAAAGAAGUAAUUUUAUGAAGAAGCACUGAUCCUUUGACAGCAAAGUUUGAACCUUUUUAUAAUUAUUUGUAUUCAAAUGUAAACAUAAAAUUUGUAUAUAAAGUUGAUAUUGUGUUCUUGAAAUAUUAUUUUACAAUUCUUCCUAUUUUUUAACGAUAACAACAUUUGUACACAAUUGCUUCAACCUCUCCUUCAAACAAUAAAGUUCAAAUAUAAGUUUUUGUUAAAAUAAUGUUAAAAUAGAUAAAUGUCAAAAUUGUUUUUUUACAACUGCAAUAUAAUGUGCAAAAUGUAAUCCUAA
Molecule: messenger RNA, 3603 nt
Organism: Xyrauchen texanus (razorback sucker)
Lineage: Eukaryota; Metazoa; Chordata; Actinopteri; Cypriniformes; Catostomidae
Exons: 6
Coding region: 201-2051 (616 amino acids)
Biological process (GO): regulation of transcription by RNA polymerase II
Cellular component (GO): nucleus
Molecular function (GO): transcription cis-regulatory region binding
Source: RefSeq, a predicted model, not a curated record